Molecule: messenger RNA, 708 nt
Organism: Anopheles nili
Lineage: Eukaryota; Metazoa; Arthropoda; Insecta; Diptera; Culicidae
Product: coiled-coil domain-containing protein 34-like
Exons: 5
Coding region: 49-708 (219 amino acids)
Source: RefSeq, a predicted model, not a curated record
CGCUGCUGAACUAUAUAACGGAUUUGAGGUGAUACUCGAAGUAAAGAAAUGGAUUUCGAUCCUACUGAAAGCGAACAUACGGAUGAGGAAAACCUUACGACAUUUUCAACCGACCGCGGUGGCGGUGAUGCCGAUUUGAAUUAUGAAUCAGAACCCAGAAAUGAUAUAAUUAGCGUUAAAAUACAAACUAAGAAGCGCGAAAGUGAUCCCGAAGCAUACCUUAAAUGGCUAAAGGCUAAGAACGAGGAAGUUCGUAAAAUUCGCCAAAAAACUGAUUUAACUAAGCAAGAAUGUGAAAAACAGAAACAACUCGAAGAGGAGAUGCGUAAAGAGAUGAGCAAAGAGAAAAUCAAGCAGUGGAUGGACCGCAAGAAAAAGGAAAACGAUAAAAAUAAAACAAAAUCGCCAGACGAGCGUGAACAAUCGAUAUCUUCGGAAUACUUUCAAUGCAGUACAGAUUCAAAUUUUAAGUCGUGGUUAAGCAGAGUUAAGAAACGAGAGGAAGAGAAGAAAAACCAAGAGUCUGCUGCGAAACAAAUGGAAGACAAAGAACGUGACGAGAAAAAGAAACUAUCACAAGAAGUUUAUCGCAGAUGGCUGAAGACGGCUCACAACAAGCCGAAACCGGUGCCAUUGAACCAGGGGCUAAAUUCGUUGCGGGGAACUGUAUCGAAAAUUUUUAUCAACCCUGAACCAUGGAAAAAUUGA